AUGAUUCGUAAACGAUUAAUCAAUUCAAAUUCCGAAGCCAAAACAGAAGAUGAGAAGAAAUCAGAGAAUCAGGCAAAUCUAGUUCAAGAAGAAAUCGAACAGAAUAUUGUGUACGGAUACGAUAGAAAGAGGAAAAGAAAACGGAAGGCUGAUUCGACGGAAAGUUCAUCUGAACACCCAGAAGGAUUGGAGAAGUUUGAUAACGAUGAAGACGUGGCAAUCAGUCCAACUGGAAAUCCGAUUGUUGAUCCCACAAAGAUCGAAACAGAAGAACUAGAGCAGGAAAUCGGAUCGAGAAACGUCUCCAGACCAAGCACCUACCGUCAACUUUCCCUUCUGCUGACUUGUGUGACUCUUUUAAAAAAUAAUUUGGUAUUCAUCGAAUGUUUUUUCAAUCAUGGGGGAAUAUACUUUCUGAUCCCCUAUUUUGUCAUAUUAUUCACUUUGGGAGUUCCCAUGGCAAUUUUCGAAUUGUCAUUAGCCCAGUUUUCUUCAAUUCCAAUGAACGGAAUGUAUACUCGAAUGGCACCAAUUCUAGGAGGAAUCCCUUAUUUGACCCUAACUCUUCGAUGUGUCUACACUGUCUACAUUGCAUUCGAUCCCCGUUUUCUGCUCUACGCCUACAAGUGUAUGACUACAGUAAUCACAGGAAAUGAUGAUUGGAUUCAUUGUGGUGAUUAUCAAGGAGUUCGAUGUUUCGAUCCGACCAUUUCUUGUAAAAUUAACGAGUGGCGGUUAAACGGAAAAUGCAUUGCAAACGUACAACUGGAUAAAUUGGAAAAGUAUAGCAAAAGAGUAAUAAGAAAGCUAACUGCAAAUUCCAGACAACACGAUUAUGGGCUCUUGACCUACUUUGGAUUUCGAGAACUUCGUUUGAUUAGUCAAAUACCUUCUCAAUUUUAUAAAGAAAUCAUUAGCUUGGACAUGAUGGAUAACAUUGUCGCUGCUUUGGCUUUUCUAUUAGUUGCCGGAUUGAUUACCUACAAAGGACAUCGUUUCUUUGCAUCUGUUUCCGGUUUUUUUGUAUUUCUUCCAAUACUGGGAAUGCUACCUGUCGUUAUUCUAUUCUAUUAUGACGUUGGGUCCGCGAAGAAAAACUUUUUCAAAGAAAUGAUCAAGAAUAACAACAUUAGUAAAAUCAUGGAAAAAUCGGCAUGGUUAAAUGCUGCAAGAGUGAGUGUAAAGACAGUUUACAUUGCUGAUGGAACAUUGAUGGCACUGGGUAGCAUGGCAGAUUUCAGACAUAACUUUGUGAAAGACGCCUUCCUUCUAGCAGCUUCUGGAGCAGCCUACCGUCUUUUGCUAUGUUUCGGACUUUUGCCGAUUUAUUAUGUUGGAAACGAUCUUUUAUAUCCAUUCGCCAAAAAUGUAUACGCAAAAGGAGAACUUGUUCAAUUUCAUGCCAUUGAAAUUUUCUUCUCGGCGCUUCCUUCUUAUUCAAUCCCCGGAGUUAGUUAUACUGUUCUCUUCUUUGCAUAUGCUCUAUUAUUUGGAACCAUCAAUUUCGCCUUUGUUGCUUAUCAGGUCAUCACAUUUGAAAUUCUCAUCAAUUUCUUGCAUCAUUUGUUCCCACGUCUUCUUUACUUGAAGCAAAAAGCAGUGAAAAUUUGUGUGAUUAUGGCUACAGUUACCUUCCUUCUCGCUCUUUACAUUUCUGGAUUACCAUACAAAAAAGGGAUUGUUGGAUACAGAACAGAAUUAGAACUAGAUGAUUAUGUGGUUGGAUUGGUUUCAACUUCAGUUUUCAUUCAAUUGGUUUCUGUUUCAAUUGUUUAUGGACACAAACGACUCAUUGUUAAUGUUUUGACAAUGCUGAAAAGUCAUCCAAAAACCUAUAGGUUUGUUGAAAGAAACCGAGUAGUUUUGUACCUAAUGUGGACCGUCCUAUUGCCUAUUUCUUGUUUGCUCUCAAUCAUGUCAAUUAUUGUCAAAAAGUAUCAGUACUAUCAUUGGCCAGUGGUUCUCUACGCAGCCAUCAGUGCUUUUCCGCUCAUUUAUAUGAUUAGACAGAUCGUAAUCUACCGUAUACGGAAUCAAGACUUCAGUGCGUUAUCACAAACGCAUCGUUGGCAGCCGGCAAAUGAAGGACAUGCGAGAGAGAUUGACCACGAUGAGAGAGCGUCAGGAGUUUUGAGUUGA
This is a messenger RNA of Caenorhabditis briggsae, 2139 nucleotides long. Gene Ontology annotation, biological process: sodium ion transmembrane transport. Gene Ontology annotation, cellular component: membrane. The record is from RefSeq and is a predicted model, not a curated record. Lineage: Eukaryota; Metazoa; Nematoda; Chromadorea; Rhabditida; Rhabditidae. The transcript has 15 exons. The coding region runs from base 1 to 2139 and encodes 712 amino acids.